CUGUCAUCACUGCACUUUGCCCCAGUCUCAGUCCUCUAGCAUAGUUUUAUUUAUUUCCGGGGAUCACAUCGGGAUACAACCCGACUGGAAAAUGUCUCGGGCUGCGGAAAGACUCAGACUGCUGAUCAAUCAUCUCGAUCGAUCACCCGCUGAUAUCAGAGCUGCACCAACUUCUGCUCAAACCUUCGCCGUCAGUCACCCACAGAGACUGAGAUACACCUUUGAUACCGACCUGCUGACCCCAGAACAGCGACUCUCCUAUGAGGAAAAUGGCUUCCUCCUCAUCAAGAAUCUGGUGUCUGAUGAGGACAUAAAUGGUUUCAGGACGGAGUUUGAACGGAUCUGUCGACAGGAAGUGAAGGUUCCCGGUCUGGUGGUGAUGAGGGACUUAGCAAUCGCUAAGUCAGAGUUUGUUCCAGAUCAAAAAGCCGUCUCCAAACUCCAGGACUUCCAGGAAGAUCCUAAACUGUUCCGGUACUGCACCUUACCACAGAUUUUGAAGUACAUAGAGUGUUUCACUGGACCCAACAUCAUGGCCAUGCACACAAUGCUGAUUAACAAACCUCCUGACGCAGGUAAGAAGACGUCUCGUCACCCGAUGCAUCAGGAUCUGCAUUACUUCCCGUUCCGCCCAGCAGACAGGAUCGUCUGCUCUUGGACGGCAAUGGAGAAGGUGAACAGGCAGAACGGCUGCCUGGUCGUCCUGCCGGGAACACACACCAGCACACUGCAGGAGCACGACUACCCCGAGUGGGAGGGUGGCGUAAACAAGAUGUACCAUGGAGUGCGUGGCUACGACCCACAGCACCCCAGGGUGCACCUGGAGAUGGAGAAGGGCGACACCGUUUUCUUCCAUCCGCUGCUGAUCCAUGGCUCUGGAAUGAACCAGACGCAGGGCUUCCGCAAGGCCAUCUCCUGCCACUAUGCCAGCGCUGACUGUUAUUACAUCGAUGUGAAGGGAACCACGCAGGAAAACAUAGAGAAUGAAGUGAAGGAGAUCGCAGCCAGGAAGUACGCUGUAGGCGACGAAAUUACCUUCCAGGAUACCUGGGCUUUCCGAGGCCGCCUGGUGCAAGGAGAGAGGAUUUCACUAUAAAGACACCACAGACGUGCCACGAUAAAAUAAAAAAAAACGCCACGUGAUUGCAGGGUGACCAACCAGUGAGCUGAAAUUAGAACAGAUUAAUAUGGUGAUUGGAUAAGAAGCAACAGGGCAUGUUCACACUGGCACAGAAAGUGUUGUCGUAUCAUGCAAUUCCUAAUCGUAAUGGAAGAAUGUAAUUCUUAGAUUACUUAGUUUAUUUAAUUGAGGCUUUAGAGUUUGUGCUCAUUCUAACAUUUUUGAAAUGUAAUCUAGAGCAUGUUGUUCUAACAGAGAACAUAAAAUACUGUUUAAACAGAAAAUGUUAGUUACCUCAUAAGCAAAUCGCUACACAGUCCUUAAAUAAUAAAGCUGACAUUCAGUACACUUCCUGCCACUUGCUUUACAGCAUUUCACAGCACAAAAUUGAAAUGCAGUUGUCAGUGAGGUAGAGCGAGGUUGAGAGAGAGAUAAAAGUAGAGUGAGAGAGAGAAUACUAACAGCUACACUGAAGCUCUUAUUAAUUAACACUAACAGAGGCCUUGACCUUAUACUGCCUUAUAAAUGUGUUCAUUUUCUUGUGUCUGUUGAUGAAUGAAUGGAUGUUUGUUUUUGUUUUCUAGAAUCUUGCUGUGAUAAAUGUAAUGUUUUAAUAACAUUAGUAAUUAAAAAAAUGCUAUUAUAA
Siniperca chuatsi (mandarin fish) is the source of this 1766-nucleotide messenger RNA. It is a transcript of the gene phyh, whose product is annotated as phytanoyl-CoA 2-hydroxylase. The record is from RefSeq and is a predicted model, not a curated record. Gene Ontology annotation, biological process: fatty acid alpha-oxidation. The transcript is spliced from 9 exons. Lineage: Eukaryota; Metazoa; Chordata; Actinopteri; Centrarchiformes; Sinipercidae. Bases 92 to 1096 code for a protein of 334 amino acids. Gene Ontology annotation, molecular function: phytanoyl-CoA dioxygenase activity.